Molecule: messenger RNA, 361 nt
Organism: Paramuricea clavata
Lineage: Eukaryota; Metazoa; Cnidaria; Anthozoa; Malacalcyonacea; Plexauridae
Source: the annotation of a GenBank genome assembly
AUGGCGCUAGCGCGUCUGAAGGUAGAGCAGUUGAAGAUUCGGCAACAAUUUGAGAUCCCGGAACAGCAAGUUAGGAGGAAAAGGAAAUUAGCAGAAGCAGAAAUGGAAGCUAAUAUGGCGGUGGUCUCCCAUGAAAUAUUCCAGGAAAACGAGGGUAAUAUGUCAGAGAGUAAGGAGCUAGGAAAAUACAUUUCACCGUAUGAUGUACAGGACACUAAUGAGCCCAUUGAGCUAGUUUUAAUGAAGGAGAAGGAGAGUAAACAAAGUUACAAAAGCGAAAGACAAUCAUGUGAAGUUCUAGCCGAAAGGGGAUUCCAGCACAAGGGAUUUAGAAAUGCGAGCGAAAUACAUGAAUCGAACA